Messenger RNA from Owenia fusiformis, 1871 nucleotides. The record is from the annotation of a GenBank genome assembly. NCBI's taxonomy places the organism in Eukaryota, Metazoa, Annelida, Polychaeta, Sabellida, Oweniidae.
ACUUCCUGGUUCACUUUUUCAGAUGGUCCAAUCAUAAGGAAAUACGACACACUAUAUUUCAGUAUUUGAUGCGAUAAUCAUUUCGAAUCACAGCAAUUCAACAUUCGUUUACACCAGUGAAACAACCUGGGCUCUGUAGAAUUUAGAAAUGGAAGAAACUGCAUCUGUACCCCACCAACUUGAUGAAAAUAAUCAGACGGUGUCCCUGACACACCUUCCAGAUAUUUGCUUAGUGAAGAUAUUGUCAUAUUUGGACCUUCCCGAUCGACUGAAUGUUGCACGCACAUCAAGCAUACUGGGAGACAGGUCCAGUCAUCCAUCACUUUGGCACAAAGUAAUAAUUCAGAUAUGUGGACUUAACAAUGACGAAAAUGACAGAGAAAAUGCCUUAAACCUUGCAUUGAGAAAUAAAGCAAUGAUCGAAAAGUUUGGACAUUUCUUUAAAGAUCUAAGACUCAUGUAUUACGGGGAAGUCAAUCAUCUCUAUCAAGUUGUGCAAGAUGUGAUGAAUGCCAUCACAAAAUCAUGUAGGCUAGAGUCAUUAACUUUGGAUCUCGAUGCACGUCUAGCUGAACAUGAAAGGGAUACUGCUGAUACACAAGAAGGGGGACAAAUUACACGUGAAAUGUUGUAUGAGCCGAUAUCAAAUUUGAUAAGUACAUUACCCCACUUGCGUUCUUUUGCAUUAAAAUUCUGGAGUAUUCGCUCAUUAGUUCAUACGAGUAACUUUAACUUAUUGAAGUCCCUCUCCAGCAAUACUCAGAUUCAGAAUCUAGAAAAGUUGGAUUUAUUCUUGGGAGAUCCAAACAGUUGCAAAGCCAGGAACCACACUUGUGAACUAAUUGGACCCAGACCUGAAUAUAUGGAAACAUUUUUUCAGGGAUAUUUCAAGCACUUGAAACACCUAUGUCUUCGCACUAGCAUGCUAAAUGAGAGAGUUCUUCUAUCAUUGACUGAAAUUGAGAGGGCUCCGUUGAAAUUUCUCAAGAUUAUGGUGUGUUGUGCCAUUAUUCCAAAGAUUUCCUCGGAUGUCUGGACAAAACUUACAGGAUUUUGUCCAGAUUUGGAGGUGGAGAUUUUCAUAGCUUUAAGAAGAGCAACCGGGCACUGGCAUAUGCCUUUCGAGUAUAACAGUAACUCGUAUUUGUUACGUGCAGACUUCCUGAAGCCUGAGAUACCUUUGGUUGCAAUGAGCUACAGCAGGUUUACCCCAUAUUGGCGCAGGAAUUUUUCAUUGAUGCCUGAAAUAUAUCGCAACACUUUGAGAGAAUUCACAAGCCUUAGCACAAUUUUUGAUAAUAUUGAUGCCGAGCUUGUUGCCAUGGUAACUAUAUGCCAUAACUUACAACAUUUCUGUUAUCAUGGAAAGCUAAAAUACCAGACUGCAAUCACCAUUGCUCGUCUUAAAGGAGAAAAUUGGAAACAUUUUGAGCUAGUUAAAGGACAGAUCAAUUUAACAGACCAAAAUCAACAUGACCACAAUGGAACUAUCUCAAUAGAAGAUCUAAAUAGGGAGGUGUCGAGCGCCUUAAAACGCACGUGGAGACCCGUUGAGCAUGCAAUGUCGAAGGCAUCUUAUCGGGCAUCUCAUCUUGACGACGACAUUUUAAAAGUAAAUGAAUCAAGUAACCCAUGCGCCCUUGGGGUUUAGGGGGUGCUUUCAAAAUAUUGAUAUUGAAAGAACUUGUAUACUUACAAUUCAAUGAAUCUAUCAAUUUAAGUCAAUAUAAUGAUGCUCUCAAACAUAAAUAAUGAUAUUUCAGAUUGAUCCCAAUGAAUAUAUGAAUAAUUUAUAUGUUUGGUGUUCUCCAAACGGGGAGUGCUCUCUUUUGAAAACCUAGGCUAAGGCUAAGGAACAUUUCCUACCCUAA